UCCUGGAGCUGCUGUGAUCAUUGCAUGCAGACUGCUGACAGACACACACCAUGCCUCCUGCUCUCACCAUCCUGAUACUACUACUGCCUUUGUUAGGACAGGUAGAGUCCCUGACAAGGACCUUCUACAUUGGCAUUGUGGAGGAGGAGUGGGACUUUGCCCCCUCUGGCAAGAAUCUCAUCACCGGACAGGACAUAUCCCAGGACAAGCAUGCAUCUGUAUUUCUGGAACCGGGUCCAGACAGAAUAGGACGAGUUUAUAAGAAGGCUAUCUACAGACAAUACACCAAUUCCGAUUAUACAGAAGAAGUGAGUAAGCCAGCCUGGCUAGGGUUCCUGGGUCCCACCAUAAAGGCCGAGGUUGGAGACACCAUCAUUGUUCAUCUGAAGAAUGGUGCUUCCCGGCCAUACACGUUACACCCACACGGGGUCUUCUAUAAGAAGGAUUCAGAGGGUGCCCUUUACCCAGACAAAACCCGAAAAUCGGAUAAACUUGAUGAUGCAGUCCCUCCAGGUGGACAGUACACCUACACCUGGCUUGCUAAACAGGAGUAUGCACCCACCAGUGGAGACCCCAACUGCCUGACAUGGAUCUACCAUUCCCACACCGAUGCCCCCAGAGAUAUUGCAAGUGGAUUAAUCGGGGCACUGCUCACCUGCAAAAAAGGUACUCUGGACAGUUCGAUAAAUCGCCUGGAUGUGGAUAAGGAUUUUGUGGUGAUGUUUACCGUUGUUGAUGAAAAUCUCAGCUGGUACCUGGAGGAGAACAUUCAGACAUAUUGUUCAGAAGCAGACACGAUCAAUGUGGAGGACGAAGAAUUUGAGGAGAGCAACAAGAUGCAUGCAAUUAAUGGAUAUUUGUAUGGAAAUCUCCCGGCUAUGAACAUGUGUGUGGGUGACUCGGUGUCCUGGCAUUUGUUUAGUAUCGGAAAUGAAGUAGAUAUCCACUCAGUCUACUUUCAUGGGCACACAGUUACAAACCUAGGCCACAGAACCGACGUCAUUAAUCUGUUUCCUGCCACAUUCGUCACAGUGGAGAUGACCCCAUCUAAUGCUGGAUCAUGGAUGUUAACCUGCCAAGUGAAUGACCACUUUGAAGCCGGCAUGUUGGGCUUAUAUAAAGUUGAAAAUUGUGGUGCAACUCCUGCGCCUCUCUCGCUGGGACCUGUGCGGAGAUAUUUUAUUGCUGCAGAGAAAGUGCUCUGGGACUACGCACCAAGGAACUACGACAUGUUCGCCAACAGGCCUUUAGAUGACCCAGAGAGUGAUUCCGCAAUCUACUUUACAAAGAGCUCCGAAAGGAUUGGGGGGACUUACUGGAAAGUCCAAUACACUGAGUAUACAGAUGAGUCAUUUAGUGUUAAAAAGACACUCGCAGAAGAAGAAGUACAUCUUGGAAUACUAGGUCCAGUGCUUAAGGCUGAAGUUGGAGAUACAAUUGUUGUUGUGUUUAACAAUAUGGCCGACCAGAACUACAGCAUCAUGGCUCAUGGUGUGUCCUUUGGUAAAGACUCAGAAGGUGCUCCGUAUGAGGAUGGGAGCAAUAAGAAGGGAGGAUCCCAUGUUGGACCUGGGGAGAAAUUCACAUACACCUGGAAAGUUCUAGAAGAAAAUGGACCUACAAACAUCGAUCCAAACUGCCUGACUUACCUUUACUACUCUGCGGUUGACCCAGUCAAGGACACGAACUCUGGACUGGUGGGACCUCUGCUGGUUUGUAAGAAAGGCUCCCUUCGUCCUGACAACACACAGGUACAGAUAAAUAAAGAGCUCUAUUUGCUGUUUGCAAUCUUUGAUGAGAACCUCAGUUGGUAUUUGGAAGAAAACAUUGCCAUGAUUUCAGCAGACCCGGCAAUCAUUGAAAAUGAAGAUUUUAAGAAAUCAAACAAAAUGAACGCUGUCAACGGUUACAUGUAUGGGAACCUGCCUGGCCUCAUCAUGUGUCAGGGGGACAAUGUGUCAUGGCAUCUGCUUGGACUGGGCACAGAGGUAGACAUCCAUAGCAUUCUUUUCCAGGGGAACAUACUCAACUAUGCUGGAACAAAGAGGGAGAUCUUCACUGUGUUCCCACACUCCACGCUCACUGUGACUAUGCAGGCCCACAACGCAGGGGAGUUUGAAGUGAGCUGUCAUUUGAUGGAUCAUCACAGGGAUGGUAUGAAAAAUAAAUUUACGGUGCAAGUGUGUGACAAUUCCACAAGCCAUGAUGAUGUCCAGUAUGGCACCAUGAGGACGUACUUCAUUGCUGCGGAGGAGGUGGAGUGGGACUAUAGUCCGGACAGGUCCUGGGAACUUGAAAAACAUAGCAUCAAUCAAGAUAUGCAUGAGAGCUAUGGAAACAUUUUUCUGAACUCUGAUGGAGACUUCAUUGGAUCAAAAUACAAGAAAGUGGUUUACAGGGAAUACACAGACGGACAGUUCACACAGCGGAAGGAGAGGUGCGAGGAGGAGAAGCAUCUGGAAAUACUCGGUCCAUUCAUUCGGGCGGAGGUUGGAGACAGUAUAUUGAUCGUAUUUAAAAACAAAGCCACGCAUCCACAUUCUAUUUACGCACAUGGCGUUCAGAUGGUCAAUUAUCUUGCUGAACCUACUCAGCCAGGGGGAACAAAAACCUACCAGUGGAACAUUCCAGAAUAUCUAGGACCAGGAAUUAAUGACCCCAAUUGUUUAACAUGGGCCUAUUAUUCUGUGCAAAACCAUGUGAAGGAUUUGUACAGUGGCCUGGUGGGACCAUUGAUAACUUGCAGGAAGGGAGUGUUGGACAGCAAAGGUCGUAGAAAAGAUGUUGAUCGGGAAUUUGCUGUUCUCUUCUUGGUGUUUGAUGAGAACAAUUCAUGGUACCUAAAUGACAAUAUUGAAAGAUAUAUUCACAAGGACCCCAGUGAUGUCAAUAUCACAGAGGAUUUUGAGGAAAGUAAUAAAAUGCAUGCAAUAAACGGUAAGAUGUACGGAAAUCUACAUGGCCUGACCAUGAUCGAGGGUGAAAAGACCAACUGGUACCUGAUAGGACUGGGGGAAGAAGUUGACAUGCACACUGUCCAUUUCCAUGCUCAAAGCUUCCUGUACAGGAAAGACACUGAACACCGAGCAGAUGUGUUUGACCUCUUUCCUGGGACAUUUCAGACUAUAGAGUUGGUGGCUGGUAACCCAGGGACCUGGCUUUUUCACUGUCAUGUCAAUGAUCACAUCCACGCUGGCAUGGAGACAACCCUUACUGUGAAGGAGAGUUCAGAGGCAAUUGCUCGUCCCAAAAAUGCUGACCCCACCGGAGUGCCAUUCCUGGGGAAAGUCCUAACAGUGGACCAGGCAUACACGGCUCUGGUCUCUCUCCUGUCCAUCGGUUUGGUCCUUUUGGUGCUGCUGGUGGUCGUACUGUCAUCUCUCCACUUUAGAAAGAAGAAGAUGCACUACAAUACAAUUUAUAAUGGAUCACUGCCAUUGAAUCCCAUAUGAGAACUCCUCUGAUACACUGGAUGCUCAAUGAACAAGUGCCUCGGAACUCUGUGCAGCUGCACUUUACUACUACGUGUUUACAAGCAAGAUAUGGAAUGCUGAGAGGUGUCUACAUCCCCCCACCCAAAAGUGAACUUUAUGCUGAAUGUAAAUGGGGAGAUGGCAAGGUGGGGAGGAAGUGGUUAAAUACCUCCCAGGCCCGCGCUGCUUAGACCCCUUUCACACUGAGGUACUUUUCAGACGCUUUCAAGCUAAAAAAAAGCGACCGAAAAGCUCACAAAAACCUAUUUCCAUUAAAAAGAAUGAAUGCUUUCACACUGGGGCAGUGCGCUGGCAAAGCGGUGAAAAAAUGCUCCUCUCCAAUGAAAUUAAUGGAAAGCUCUUCAAAAAGCGCCUGAAAAGCUCUUCCAAAGCACACAGGCCCGGAUUCACA
This is a messenger RNA of Rana temporaria (common frog), 3885 nucleotides long. RefSeq names its product hephaestin like 1 (gene HEPHL1). Gene Ontology annotation, biological process: iron ion transport. The transcript has 20 exons. The record is from RefSeq and is a predicted model, not a curated record. Gene Ontology annotation, cellular component: plasma membrane. Gene Ontology annotation, molecular function: ferroxidase activity; copper ion binding. Bases 51 to 3452 code for a protein of 1133 amino acids. NCBI's taxonomy places the organism in Eukaryota, Metazoa, Chordata, Amphibia, Anura, Ranidae.